CUUGGAGGUCUGUUGCUCUAAGAGUAAAAAACGACUAAAGAGUGCAAGUAAGCAAGCACAUGGUCAGCCACUGCUGAGUUGACUUUGACUACAGGCAACUACAGACACCAAAGAUAUAAAGAUGGGAGAAAUGGGAGAUCCAGUCCAGCUGAAAGAAGAAGGUAACAAGCACUUCCAGGCAGGAGAGAUUGAUAAAGCAAUUGAGUGCUACACAAAAGCCAUCAAGGUCUGCAAGGACAAAAAUGCACAGGCCGUCAUCUACAGAAACCGAGCUGCCUGUUUCCUGAAGAAGGAAAAUUAUACCAACGCUGCUUCAGAUGCCUCCAAAGCCAUAGACGUGGAUGCUUCUGACAUCAAAGCCCUUUUCAGAAGAUGUCAAGCAUUAGAGAAGCUGGGGAAACUAGACAUGGCCUUUAAGGAUGUCCAGAGAUGUGCAACACUGGAACCUAAAAACAAGACUUUUCUGGAGACUCUCAGGAGACUUGGAGCUCAGAUCCAACAAAAGCUGAAGACCACCUUCUCUACAGACUCCAGAGUGCAGAACAUGUUUGACAUCUUGCUGAGUGACGAAGCAGAUAAAGAUAAGAAAGAAAAGGCAGCGAACAACCUGAUUGUCCUGGCUCGAGAAGAUGCAGGCUCGGAGAGAAUCUUCCAGAACAAUGGCGUGGCUCUGCUCAUGCAGCUCAUUGAGUCUGGGAAUGUUGAGAUGAUCCUGGCUGCCAUACGGACCUUUUCUGGAAUGUGUACAGGUCACCGAGCGAGGGCCACAGCCAUCAUCCACACAAUAGGAAUUGACAGGCUGUGUAGCAUUAUGGCCAUGGACCAUGAGGAGAUCGCCCUGGCAACCUGCAACUUAUUCCAGGCCGUCUAUGACUCCCUAUCCGGGGGGGACAACAGGGUUUAUGGCAAAGAGGAGGCCCUUGUGCUUGACUCAAGCAAGGACUUGAAGACUAUUCUGCUCAAACUGCUGGACAUGAUUGUCAAUAAGAAGGUGUCAGGACAUGGACGAGACCAGGCUCUUAACCUGCUUAGUAAAAACGUGCCCAGAAAGGACAAGAAAGAGCAGGAUCACUCCAGGAGCCUCUUUACGAUUGAUCAUGGCCUGAGGAAGAUUCUGAAGGUGUGUGGUCAGGUACCCGAGCUGCCCGAUCAAUUGCCCAUGACAGAGAAUACGCAGCUUAUUGCCAGCGUGCUUCUUAACAAGCUCUAUGAUGACCUGCGAUGCGAUCCUGAGAGGGACAACUUCAAAGACAUCUGUGAUGACUACAUCAAGAGCAAAUUUGAUCCCAACGACAUGGACAAAAACAUCCACGCCAUGAAUGCUUUAUCAGGCUUGUUGCAGGGGCCCUUUGAAGUGGGAAAUAUGCUCGUGGGUCGUCAAGGAGUAAUGGAGAUGAUGGUCGCUCUGUGUGGUUCCGAGAGAGAAGUGGAUCAGCUUGUGGCUAUUGAAGCUCUCAUUCACGCCUCCACCAAAAUGAGCAGAGCUUCUUUCAUCAUCACUAAUGGGGUGUCUUUGCUUAAGGACAUCUACAAAAAGACCAAAAAUGAGAGGAUCAAGAUUAGAGCGCUUGUGGGGUUGUGUAAACUGGGCUCAGCCGGAGGUGAUGAUUAUAGCAUGAGACAGUUCGCUGAGGGCUCCACUGAAAAACUGGCCAAGCAGUGCAGAAAAUGGCUGUGCAACCCCACUCUUGACGUUCGGACACGAAAAUGGGCAAUCGAGGGUUUAGCGUACCUGACCAAUGAUGCUGAUGUUAAAGAUGACUUUGUUGAGGAUGAACCAGCCAUGAGAGCCAUGUUUGAGCUUGCCAAGUCCAAAGAUAAAACCAUCCUGUAUGCCGUCGCCUGUACACUGGUGAACUGCACCAACAGCUAUGACAAGAAAGAGAUCAUCCCUGAGUUGGUGCAAUUGGCCCAAUUCUCCAAGCAGCAUGUCCCUGAGCAGCACCCAAAGGACAAGAAGGAUUUUAUUGACAGUAGAGUGAAAAAGCUCUUGAAAGCUGGGGUGAUAUCGGCACUUGCAGUCAUGGUCAGAGCGGACAGUUCCAUUCUGACUGACCAAACCAAGGAAAUGCUUGCAAGGGUAUUCCUUGCUUUGGCUGAUGAUCCAAAAGAUCGUGGAUUGAUUGUCGCCCAAGGCGGCGGAAAGGCUCUGAUUCCUUUGGCCCUUGAGGGAACAGACACUGGGAAAAUAAAGGCCUGUCAUGCACUGGCUAAGAUUGCAGCCAUCUCCAACCCUGAGAUUGCCUUCCCUGGUGAGAGGAUAUAUGAAGUUGUGCGACCACUGGUGUCCCUGCUGAACACAGAAAGAGACGGCAUUCAGAACUUUGAGGCCUUAGUGAGUCUCACUAAUUUGGCUGCACUAAACGACAAGCUUCGAGUGAAAAUCCUGAAAGAGAAAGCCCUUCCAGAGAUUGAGAACUACAUGUUUGAGGAACAUGAACAAAUCAGACAAGCUGCUACAGAGUGCAUGUGCAACCUUGUGAACUGUAAAGAGGUCCAGCAGAGGUAUCUUGAGGAUGGUAAUGACAAGCUGAAGCUCCUCAUACUGCUUUGUGGUGAGGACGAUGAAAAGCUACAGAUAGCAGCAGCUGGUGGAUUGGCCAUGAUCACGGCAGCUGAGAAAAAGCUGUGUGUCAAGAUGACCAAAGUGACUGAACAGUGGCUUGAGAUCCUUCAGAGGCUGUGCAUCCAUGACAAUCCUCAAAUCCAGCACCGAGGUAUAGUGAUCAUCUACAACAUGAUGGAGGCUGAUGCAGAGUUGGCUAAGAAGCUUAUGGAGUCUGAGGUUCUGGAGAUCCUUACCUAUUUCGCCAAGAUGGAGGACAAUCCCAAGAAACAGGAGGGAAUAGACGCAGCACGUGCAUGCCUGUCCAAAGCCAUGGAUCUUGGACUUAUCAAGCCUUUCAAACAAUAAGGCAGAAAGAAAACUGAUUUGUAAUUAUUAAUAGUGGCAGAAAGUGAGCAUUGGUGCAGUGAUGUGUAUAGGUUUGAAAACAUGGGGUGGCAAAGAGGAAGGCGGGGGCACAAGUGCACUAAAGCCGGUUUUAGACUGUGUGAUUAUCACAGAGUAUCAUUUGUUACAAUGCAGAAGACGAUCCCAAUAAAUCUUGGAUCAGUUUUAUAGCAGACUAUUUGAUAAUAUGUUCUCCACGACAGAUUAUAUGAUAGAAAUUGAAUAGGUUCUACUUAUAAUACCCCUUAGUAUGAUCUUGAUCCUUUAAAAAAAUGCUGCAUAAACAUUCUUUAUUAAAGUAAGCUUGAGGGAAAAAAGAAAAUUAUUUUCUGUCCGUUAGCAUGAUGUGUUUACAUUUAGAUUUUUCCGCUAGUGUCCUAUAAUGUCUUAUGAGUUUUGAAUCAUCCUAGGCUGUCCCCAUACUGCAAACAGCUGUAGAAACUCUGUAUUUGGUUUAGCUAUCUUUGUUCACUAAAUCUGCCGAUGUUGAAUGUCUCAUUAUGGGUUUUAAGACCCACACAAGGCACGCAAGACCAAAGAAUUCUUUUGCGAUGUGAGAUUUACACCGACCAGGCAUAACAUUAUGACCACUUGCCUAAUAUUAUGUUGGUCCCCCUUUUAGUGCCAAAACAGUCCUGAACCAUCGAGGCAUGGACUCCACUAGAUCUCUGCAGGUGUGCUGUGGCAUCUGGCACCAAGAUGUUAGCAGCAGAUCCUUUAAGUCUUGUAAGUUGCAAUACUUACAGGACUUAAACGACUGACUGACAUUUUUAAUAGAUACUGACCACUGCAGACCAGGAACACCCCACAAGAGCUGCAGUUUUGGAGACGCUCUGAUCCAGUCGUCUAGCCAUCACAAUUUGGCCCUUGUCAAACUCGCUCAAAUCCUUACACUUGCCCAUUUUUCCUGCUUCUAACACACUGCUUCAAAACACACUUUGAGGACACACUUGCUGCCUAAUAUAUCCCACCCACUAACAGGUGCCAUGAUGAGGAGAUCAUCAGUGUUAUUCACUUCACCUGUCAGUGCUCAUAAUGUUAUGACUGACCAGUGUAUGUUGUCCAUAAGGGAUUUGGCUUUCAAUGUGGCCAAAGAUAUUAUUGUAGAUACAGUAUAAAUCUGCAGUAAUUGAGUAAUAGACCUUUCAGUUUGGAAUUAGACCUAAUUCUAGGGUAGCAGCUGCCACCCUGUGGCACCCACAAGGCCACGCCCCUGCCUCUGUGACAGCUCUGCUUUCUGGGAAAGUGGAAGUAUUAGGAAGCCUCUGACAGGAUAUAUUGUCAACAAUGCAUGAAUUUUUAGGUUUGUUUGUGUUCACUGUUUUAACUUUGAUUUGAUUUUUUUUUUUAUUUUACGUCACUAAGUUUUAUG
Hemibagrus wyckioides is the source of this 4325-nucleotide messenger RNA. It is a transcript of the gene unc45b, whose product is annotated as unc-45 myosin chaperone B. Gene Ontology annotation, molecular function: Hsp90 protein binding. The transcript is spliced from 20 exons. Bases 122 to 2914 code for a protein of 930 amino acids. The record is from RefSeq and is a predicted model, not a curated record. Lineage: Eukaryota; Metazoa; Chordata; Actinopteri; Siluriformes; Bagridae.